Messenger RNA from Aspergillus thermomutatus, 1434 nucleotides. RefSeq lists its product as uncharacterized. Lineage: Eukaryota; Fungi; Ascomycota; Eurotiomycetes; Eurotiales; Aspergillaceae. The record is from RefSeq and is a predicted model, not a curated record. The transcript has a single exon. The coding region runs from base 1 to 1434 and encodes 477 amino acids.
AUGUCACUCCGAUGUCGUCCUGUCUCGACCGCGUCUGUAUCCUCCGAUCAACAGUCGUUUGUUACUGGACGACAGACAUAUCGUGAUAAUGUCCGAAACACGAAGACAGGGCUAUCUGUGCCAUUGACCAGCGAUGGAAGCUCCAUCUACAAUGCUGCGAGAGCGAGUUCUCUCGACGAUCGUUAUUCAUUGACUCGUAGCUCUGAUAAUCCCGUGGACGAGAUCCUAGACAGUGGGAUGGCAGCGAAUAUGGCCAUGUUCAUUCCUUUAACCCAUGAAGCGCAUGCUUCCCAUGCUCUCUAUCUCUCAAAGGAACAGAUGAUUAAAGGUCCGCGGUGGGACUUGCAUCCGUUAUCAGACAAUUGCGUCCCAGCCACAGCGGGUUGUGACGAGAAGUCUCAACUUGUUUUGUCGAACGUCUCAAUGAAAAAGCACUCUUGCGAUGAGUCUCGUCAUCGUAAAGUGGCCAGUCUCAAUGAUGUAGACGACGUUCAACGGGUUCCGAAAUGGCCGGGACGUAAAGGGUCGCCGGUGCGUCCUGCUAUUCCGCAAUUCCCUCCACCAUAUAGAUCACCCACACCUCCGGGCCUUCCAUCUUUCGGAAGUCCUGAAGCGAUGUCCUACUCUACCCAGUUCUUCGUCCGUUCCUUUGUUCGCGAGGGACAUAUCCAACAGAGAACUCCACCUCCCACAGGUACUCCCACUUCGAGUGGUGUUGGUGUGGCCUCCUAUGGGAAAGCCUUGCGCAGGCUCUUCGGACUCUCUUCACCUGCCCCUCCUCGGCCUACUAGACAGCUGAUUUCCGUUGCAAGGGCCGAAGAUGGUACGGCAGUGCUAGGACGCUUUCCCUAUCGGCAUAGCGCCCAUGGAACGAACUUGGCCAGACGACUAGACGACCAUCCAUUCCACCGGAGAGCGCUUCCUGCGGCUGAUUGCGAGACUGUCGAGGAGGCAAGUGACGCUAGCCGUCCGAAUCAAUCUGGUACGAGAUUUGUGAAGCCCACAAGCUCCGCGCAAGUGGAAGCAUCAGUGCCGACUCCGCGUCCCGCUGAAGAGACUCGUCAUAUCGAUUCUUCCAGUGUCAUGCCAGCAAUACCUAAACCGGCCGUGACUUCUCGACCUCGAAACCCAGGAUUUGGUAUGGUGUCCCGGGCGAAAAAUCUCGGCGCUAGACAAACCAGCAUCUCCCAACCACAGCAUGGUCGUGCUUCCCUGAGCGGCAAUGAGGCCCAGCAACAGAGUUCUGAUCAAAUUGGUGGCCCUCGUCGAUCCCUCGACGUGAGUGAGACAGUCCACGGGUCAGCGGACCCUUGGCUGCAAUUUCUACAGAACAGGACGCUUUCUCUCUGCUGUUGCCUCCCAGGCAUCGGUGAACAGGACGACCCCAUCUAUUCGCAAUCUUCGAACGAUACGUACACCACUGCGAGAAGCUGA